Messenger RNA from Malaclemys terrapin pileata, 3815 nucleotides. RefSeq names its product suppressor of tumorigenicity 14 protein-like. The transcript is spliced from 17 exons. Gene Ontology annotation, biological process: proteolysis; acrosome reaction. The record is from RefSeq and is a predicted model, not a curated record. Gene Ontology annotation, molecular function: protein binding; serine-type endopeptidase activity. NCBI's taxonomy places the organism in Eukaryota, Metazoa, Chordata, Testudines, Emydidae. Bases 1 to 2118 code for a protein of 705 amino acids.
AUGCAGUCUUUCCCCUCCAAACGGAUCCCUGUGGUAUACAGCAUACCAGCUCCCAAUGAUUCUGAACAUGGAUCUGGGCAGAGUCCGAAUCUUCACCAUCUCCAGUCUCCUCAAGAAGAAAUCUCAUAUGUGCAGCAUUCUUUCUUCAAACAGAUGAAUUUGCAUUUCUGGAGAAGGUGGCUUCUAGGAAUGUUACCUCUGAUUUCCUUAGCAGUCACUGUACUCGUGUUGGUCCUGUACUAUUCAUUAUCUCCAGCAUUCUCCUUUAUCUAUAUUGGUGGAAGUGUAGAAAUACCUAACUUGACCUAUACAAAUGACCUCACUGAUCCAAAGUCACAGAAAUUUAUAAUGCAAGCAGAAGCAAUCCAGAACUAUUUUGCAGAACUAUAUGAGUCUUCUACGUUAGGGAAAUAUUACUUGAAAUCUGUUGUUGCUGCAUUUAGCGAAGGAGAAGAUGGUCUCCGAGCUUACUACUGGAAUAAAUUCUGGGCACCGCAAGAGAUAGUGCACUCUUUCAAAAAAUUAACCUCACUGAAACAUAAGGAAAUAAUCAGUAAACAUACACUUCAAACUACUAAUUCUUCUGCUGAAUCCUUUCCUGUGGAAGAGGAUUUUAAUCUCUUAACAAUGGAGCUUUUUGUUUCAGAUUCUUCAGACUAUGAUGUGACACUGAAGUCAGUAUCCUUCGACCUGUAUGCAAAGCCAGGUAACAACAGGACUUUAACUUUGAUGAAUCCCAAGAAAUCUUUUUAUCAGUGGAGGCUGCGUGUUCCUUCUAACUAUAUUGUGAGACUUGUAGUCCUUACUCUGCAUGGUGUCACUCCAGGGAGUUGUGCAUCACACAGAUUAUCUGCAUAUGAUUUUCUUCUUCCUCUUCAAAACAAGAUCAUUACAAGAUGGUGUGGAGUACCAGGGGCCUGGAGCCCUCCUGUCAUACGGUUAACUUCAUCAAGUAAUGUUAUGCUGGUCACCUUCUCACUGGACAGAAGAAAAGAGAGUAACAUGCUAAAAGCAUACUUCCAAGCUGUUCCUAAAGUUGUCUGUGGUGGGCGUUACAUCUCUUGGAAUGGGACAGUGAGUUCCCCUUAUUAUCCAAGCUACUAUCCACCAAACAUUGACUGCAGCUGGCUACUCAGAGCACCUCUGCCUGGAUAUAAGUUAUCACUAAAAAUCCUUGUCAUACAAAUUCAAGAGAAGUCUCCAGGGUCCAAUAAAUGUGAUAAGGACUGGUUAGAAAUUGAUGGAGUUAGAUAUUGUAAAGCUAUUGCUGAAAGCAACAGAAACAAGGAAUAUGGCUAUUCAGUUGCGAUUAAUUUCCAUUCAGAUGAACUGGUCACGCACAGAGGGUUUUAUAUUGAAUAUAAAGCUUUCAGUCACACAGAUCCAUGUCCUAAACAAUUUAAAUGUACAGACAGAACAUGCAUUCCUUUAAACAACCAAUGUGAUGGAUGGAAAGACUGCUCAGAUGGCAGUGAUGAAUUAGACUGUGGCUGUAGUCCAGAGGAGUCUAACUGUGGCGAUGGGAAGUGUAAACACCGUUCAAAGACAUGCAAAGGGGACGACAGUUGCGGAGAGGAUAGUGAUGAAAAUGAUUGCCCCUAUAAAAGUUGUUCCUCAUAUGCAUAUAAAUGCCUGAAUGGAAAAUGCCCCACAAAACCAAACCCAGAAUGUGAUGGAAUAACAGACUGUGGAGAUGGAUCUGAUGAAAUGAACUGUGCUUGUGGAAGAAUGCAGUUAAAAAAAACUAGAAUUGUUGGAGGUGAAGAUGCAAGAUCUGGAAAGUGGCCUUGGCAAGCAAGCUUGCAGAUGGGAAUGUAUGGCCAUAUUUGUGGUGCAUCUGUUGUUUCAAAUAGGUGGCUGUUAUCUGCUGCCCAUUGUUUUCUGGACUCUGAUUCUAUAAGAUACUCUGUGCCUUCUGGCUGGAAAGCAUAUAUGGGCAUAAGGAUCAUUAACAAAAACAGCAAUCAUGUAGCUAUGAGAUCAAUCAAAAGGAUUAUUGUCCAUCCACGGUAUGACCAAUAUAUCUCAGACUAUGACAUUGCCCUGUUGGAAAUGGAGACACCAGUAUUCUUCAGUGAGCUGGUUACCUUGCCAAAACACUGCAAGAAGCUAAAGUGAAAAUAAUUAAUCAAAGUAUUUGCAACAAGCUAUAUGAUGAUCUGAUUACAUCUCGAAUGCUGUGUGCUGGAAAUCUUAAUGGUGGCAUUGAUGCAUGCCAGGUAAAAGUGAAAACUGUAGGAAAACUACCAUUUUUUAAUUCCUUUGUAUAUCAGGAAUGUUUGGUUUUAAUGCAGUGAUGGAGCACAGUGUUUUGGUAAUGUGGUUAAUUAGUGACAAGGGAGGUAAGUUUGACAGGCAAUACUUGCAUCCUUUGAAACAUGGGUGGCAGGUGAAUUGCGGGCUCGGGGAGGCUAGCUCCUGGCCUGGCCUGCCCCUUCUGCCCAAGGCCCUGCCUCUCCUGCCAAAGCCCAGAGCCUCCUCCCCUCCCCCACCCUGCUCCAGGCCACCCAAGCACGUCCCCUUCCCCCCAGUGUGCUGGGUGGGCAAUAUGGCCCCCUCCCCCAGCCCUGGAGCACUGGGAGGGUGAGUGGGCAGUGCACCCCAGAGUGCCGGGUGGGUGGGCAGCGCAGCCCCCUCCCCCAGCCCCAGAGUGCAGGCUGCCCCCAUUAGUCCCAGUCUGGGCACCUGCCACAAGGAGAAGAGCCCCCUGCAGCACAGCGUGGAGAAGCAGGAACGGGUCUGGGGGUGGAGCAUGGAUGGGGCCACACAAGGCUGUCUGGGGAGGCUCAGCCUUCCCCUGCCUUUGAUACCCACCUCCCAUGCUUCGAAACAAAUGCUGCCUUUCAAAACAAUAGGUAAGAUCCAGUUUGUUGAGAUUGUUCUGCCAUAAGAGGGUUUUGGGUGAACAGGGAUAUAGGGAUGAAGGAGUUUGAGUUAGGGUUGUUUAUGGAAUCUCAAUGAUGAAUUUCUUAUUCUUGAACUCAUGGGCUAGUCACGGUGGAAUUCCCUCUUUUCAUCUCUUUCUACUGUCCCUGUACUGCUCUAUGACCAGCUGCUUGUUCAAUGGGAUGAUUGGCAGAAGAGAGGUAAGUCACCAUUCAUCUUCUUCUCUUCUCCUUUGCAUCCCCUUGUUGUUGCCAUUGUGUUCUAUUUGGGUUUGGCAGAAUUAGAUUUUCAUUUUUUAAAAUAAUUUUGAUGAAUUAUAUUUGUUUGUUUUAAGCAUUUUUUAUUUUUUAUCAAUUUUAAAUGUUUACACUUAGGGACAUUAUGGGGGGAGGGUGUCAGAGAAUAAUUGUGUAAUGACAGGAGACACUGAGAUUCAAAAAGUUAAAACUUUCUAAUAGUUAAAAAACAAAUUGUCAGCAUCACACAUCAAAACACACAAAGUAAACAUCCUUAGCGUUUGAUUUAAUACAUUCUUUCUUUGCCGAUCUGUAAAUUUUAAUUAUUAUUGCUGGAAAUAUUUUUUGUCUGUUUGUGGUGUAUAUUGUAAAACUGACAUUUACCAGCAUUCACUAAUAAAAAUCUAAUCCUCCCUCUUCCAUCGUCUUAGUUGUAAUGAAAUGUUACAACAUGAAUUGGAUGCAUAAACAAAUGUACAGCCACUGUCCAGAAAUAGAAAAUAUAAUAAUUUGAGGGAGAAAGUGUCUACUGUCCGUAUGUUACCUAAUCAUCUUAUUACAGUGCAAUGUGUUUGUUCUAAUGAUUGAACUGUAUCCUUUGCUUUAGGGUGAUUCUGGAGGUCCAUUGGCCUGCGUCGGAAAGGGAAAUAGAUGGUAUCUUGCCGGCAUUGUCAGCUGGGGUGAAGGAUGUGC